Malaya genurostris is the source of this 1451-nucleotide messenger RNA. RefSeq names its product peroxisomal biogenesis factor 19 (gene Pex19). Gene Ontology annotation, cellular component: peroxisome; peroxisomal membrane. The coding region runs from base 241 to 1116 and encodes 291 amino acids. The transcript is spliced from 3 exons. The record is from RefSeq and is a predicted model, not a curated record. NCBI's taxonomy places the organism in Eukaryota, Metazoa, Arthropoda, Insecta, Diptera, Culicidae. Gene Ontology annotation, biological process: protein import into peroxisome membrane.
GAUUUCUAGCCAUUUGGUCGAUUGUUUAUACGUCAAUAGUGCUGCUGCUGAACAAAAAUCCGAAAUUAUUGAAUAUCUUUCCUCUUACUGUGUGUCAGGGUUUACGUUGCCUUUUGUCGUACUUUCGAUUCGAUUUCUAUUAUCGUUCAUAAACGUACGAUAACCAGCACGGCACAAAUUAAAACAGCGGCAUAAAUCGUUUGAAGUUUUGGAUUAAAGUUCAGUGACCAAAGAAAAAAGAUGUCUGAGAGUAGCAAAAAAUCGGAACAGACGGAAAGCAACGACAAAGAAUUAGACGAAUUGCUCGAUAGUGCUUUGGAAGAUUUCAGCAAACACAAAGAGGGCAAUAGCAAUACAAGCAGCAGUGAAGCUGGAGCACAACAGCAUGAAGAUCCUCCCACGGAACAACUAUGGAAUGACGAGUUUAUCAGUUUGCAGGGUAAAAUGUUUGAAGAGAAAAUGGCUGCGUUGUUUGGAGGAGGUUCCGAAUCGGUAGAUGCAGAACAAAUAACAUUAGGAUUUCAGAGAAUUGCAGAAGCCGCUGCAAUGGCAGUGCGUUCCGAUUCGUCUACUAUUCCAGUAGAUUCCGUAGAUCCGUCAAUAAGCCAAAGCAUAACAGAUGCACUGCGUGGUUUGAGCGAAGGCCGAGAAAACCUUCAAACUCCGUUUUCUCCAGAAGAUAUUGCUGGAAUGUUCGGCAACAUAGAUUUGAACGAGAGUGGAGAAAAUAAUGCCUUUCUGCCUUUCAUGCAGAACAUGAUGCAGAGUUUGUUAUCAGCGGAUGUUUUGUUGCCUAGUCUAAAGGAUCUUACUGAGAAGUAUCCUGCUUGGUUACAAGAAAACGGAGAAAAAGUACCCAAAGAGGACAAGGAACGUUAUGAGAAACAACUAAAGCUCAUGGAGGAUGUGUGUCGUGAAUUGGAAAAGGAGAAAUCUGACGAUGCGGCAGAUGUAAAACGAGUACGAUUCCAAAAAGUGCUUGAUAUGAUGCAGAGUAUGCAGGAUUUAGGACAACCACCAGCUGAUCUCGUUGGAGACUUAGGUCCCGGUAAUUUGAAUCUUCCGACAAUCGAUCCGACUGCCUUCAGCGAUCCAAAUCAGUGCGCUACGAGUUAGUUGCUUUAUUUUAAUAGUAGACGGGUUGGGAUUAUAAUAAUCGUUUAUCGUAAGCUGGAGCGCAUGUGACUACACUUUUAUCAAUUUGGAGAAACCAUGGCUUCAUUGGUGGGAUACAUACCGUUUAAAUUUUUUUUCAUUGUUCGCUGAAAGCGAAAUUGAACGCUAAAGAAUUACAUGAAAACGUUACGGUGUAAUUAUUUUGCAUAAGGGAAAGUUUACUUUUUAGACAAACUAAUUCAAUAAAAUUGUGGCUUUAGAUGAACGCUGUUUAAAAAAUCCUUAAUAAAACGAAUUUUUGAAGUAGUAUUUAAUAAGACUGCAAAUUCUAUAAA